This is a messenger RNA of Eleginops maclovinus (Patagonian blennie), 1813 nucleotides long. RefSeq names its product arginine vasopressin induced 1 (gene avpi1). The record is from RefSeq and is a predicted model, not a curated record. Gene Ontology annotation, biological process: positive regulation of MAPK cascade. The transcript has 3 exons. NCBI's taxonomy places the organism in Eukaryota, Metazoa, Chordata, Actinopteri, Perciformes, Eleginopidae. The coding region runs from base 238 to 879 and encodes 213 amino acids.
AUUGACUGUCGGCUCAAGGACAUAAUUUGUUUGCAGGUAAAGCUGGACUAACAAGCUGCCUGACUCCUGCUACAUUUCAGCCAUUGUGGAAGCUUUUUCGAACAGGAAUGGCGAUGCAGAGGGAUUUGCUGUCGUAGCAGAGCACAUCAACAACAGUUCAUCUGCGGGUAAGCAGUUGUCCUUUCCGUCACAUGACUCUCAUGGGAUACUUGUUUGCGGCCUUUUACCUACAGCCGAAUGCAACACAUAGCAGGCAAGAGGAUUCAGUUUAUGCCACCCUUUCCCGUGUUUCUCCGGAUGGAUACCGGACCUACCUCCCCUCCUUCCUCCAUGGUGGCGGGCCCUUCCCCGCUGUGGCGACUGGCUGAUAGGAGGAGCAGGAAAGCAGGCUCAGCUAACAUUUUCAGCAAUGUGAACCUGUGGCAGCUCCAGAGACUGUUCAGGGCAGCGGGGGAUCAGGACGCAGAGCAGAGGGCCCAGCUGGUUUGGGGCCAAACAGAUGAAGCUGAACUGGCUCAGGCACUCAUAGGACUGAGGGCCCGAAGUCAAAGGAGAGGGCUGCGAUCCAACGGGAGAGAAGUACUGGGCUCACACUGGCUACGAUCCUUCAAUCACCUCAGGAUUGGGGAGAGUUCUCUUACCAGCCCCGGGAAGGACCCCGCAGAGGAGAGGGAUUCUGAGGCAGGAGCCCACAAAAGUCCAGAGCCAGGCAGACACACUUCAUCAGGGACGACAGGAGAAGCUACAGGGGCCACAGAGGGACUAACUGAAGGCAUGGACCAUGCAGGGACUUCUGAGAGACCAGCUAGACCCAACUCAGGACUGAAGAGAGGAGGAAAGAACAAUCCAGAGAGAUAUCUCCACAGAAUUCUUCACUGACUUGACCAAAACCUGACUUUCAAUCGCAGUCUGCCAGCACUUCGGUCCCACAGCCAGCUUGUCCCUCAUGAAUACUCUUCUGAUGUGUUCACACACUGGAGCUAGGUUUGAAUUAAGUCACAAGUUUAACUGUAUUGCAGGUUGAAAGACUAUUGCCUUGAAGCCUGGUCUUUGUAAUGGCUCUGAUCAGAUGGUACUAUACUGACACUACACUGUUACUUGUUGCAGACACAUCUUUCACAGAACUGACUACUUAAAGCAGCAUAAACCUCUCAUUAGCUCCUGGUUUUUCACACUUUUGUAAUGUGGUUACCUCUCAAGAACUGUCUGUUGUGUAUUCCUGAAUUAAUUCCACCACUUACACUAAGCAUGCAGAAUGAUUGAUAAGGGCAGUGGCUUUUAGGUACGUUUGUAGUUCACAUGUGUAUCAAGUAGCAAACAACUUGACAAAUAUGAUCACUGUAAGGAAAAAAAGUGACUAUAAAAAUCUUUAUUUGCCCUAUCAGUUUCAAAGUACUGAUACUGUUAUGUAUGGCUGCAUUGAGGAUACAUUUUCAGCUGUUUCACCCACUAAUGAAUGAUCCUGAUUGUGUGUACAGUAUGUUACACAACACUUUAAAUGGGUAAGAGUGAAAGGUGAGCUAAUGUGAAGUGAUUAAACAUGUGAGAGUAACCUCCGUCAGUCGGGUGGUUCACUCUGCCGAGGGACAAAAUAUAAUACAGGAUGCUCUACUGUUGAGGGAAACUUGAAAAAUGAGGUUUUCAUCCUAAAUGUUAAUGGUCACAGUAUGAGGUUAGGUGGGUGUGAAAACCCACUUAGCUUAUGAAAUGACUGUCACCAAGUUUUGCUGGAUUGCUGGAAACUAGAUUUAAGCUUUCUGAUAACAAUGUGUGUGGUGUCACUUUCAUUUAUAGUAAUAAAGAAUUGAGUCUU